AUGAUGUUGGAGGAGUCGAUGCGAGUGAUCCAUGGGACAGUCGGGAGGUUUGAUUCCACGAAGAGUGCCGUUUGGGCCUCUAGAGGAAUCACACUUGCGAGUGUUGGGACGAGGAAGGCCCCAAACGCGAUGAAUUUUUUGCGCCAAUUGGAGAUCCUUCAAAAAAGCGGAGAUUCUGGAGACUUCAAGGAUUGGCACGAUGCUACCAAAGUGGCGCGGGCAUUUACGGUGGGCAAGUUGGAGGCCGAGUCACUGACCAAUUUGCAAUGCAAAAUUGCACCACUGAUGGUGACAGCGCUCAAGGAAGCGACAAGGUGCCGGGGAAUGCGGCAGUUCAUCACACACGAGGUACUUGCGCGGGACUUUUUCAAUGUCUCGUACACUUCCACUGUCGCUGGGUUGGAACCAUGGGCUCGCUAUCUGACGAAUGGCCAUGACAACGCGAUUGUGAUGCUUUUGAUGGACCGAUUGCGUGGGGAUUGGGACCGGCAGCCACUACAGUUGAAGAAAGCUUUUGCUGCGAAGGACGUUGCCCUCCUGCACGCCGCCUGUGGUGGUUUCAUCGCGAUCAUGGAGUGUUUCCAACAAAGUGUCCCACAAGCCGACUUUGUGGAGGCCGAACCAGAGAUUCGCAACCAGUUUGCUAUGGGGGUGCUUGACCAUGACGUCCUCAGCUUUAUGGAGAACUCAGUUCCGCCGAUAGCUUUGAGCAAUGUGCGCUUUGUGAGGAGCACGGUCGCUGCGGUUGAGGGGCGGAAAGCCCGUGAGGCCCAGGACAAAGCUCGCGAGCUCCAAGACAAGGUGGAUGAAGCCACGUUGGAGCAAAUCCGCCACCGAUUUGAGAGCGAUAUGAAAACCCUUAAGGAUCGCCAGAAGGGGCAGGCUUUUGUGAAAGAGUUCAUGCAGCAGAAGUUCCAGGUGCAUAUGGUCGAUGAGCGAAAUCCGCAGCAGCUUUUCCCAGAGUUUGCCAAGAAAGGAGUCCCCGCUCACUCCCAGAUCCUUGCGAACUACCUGCGUGGUGCUGAUAUUGGAUCCACGGAUGUCGUGAUUUGGUGCGACCUUUUGCCAAACAGGCAAGUGGAAUUUGGCCGUGCUGUUCUCGAGCGCCUUCUUCAAGGUGGAGGGUCACCAGACGUCUACUAUUGCGGAUUCUUGAGGGAGGACCAGAAGGAUUGCAUUGCAGAUUUCGAGGCUGCGAUAUAUUCGCACUGGGAUUCAUCCGCAACUGCGCCGGCAAAAACCCGGCCUUCUGAGGCAAAGCCUGACCCUACGCUGGAUUUGCUGACAUGGGUGUCUGGGCGCCCCAAAUUCCCAGAUGCCUUGCUGAACAAAUUCUCGGAAGGCUCAGCCAGUCACAAGGUGAUCAGUGAGUGCAAGCAAGAGCUUUUGAGGAACUUCCCAGAGGCAGGCACGGAUGCAUCAGUGACAGCUUCUCCAUCAGCAGGCACGGUUCGGGCGCAGGGCCAGCCGGACUAUUCAAUAGAAGGGGGCGCCAGGCCACAAGAUUUGUCCGAAGACUUGAACUUGGCUGUGGUGAAAGAGGCGGACUUCAAGGUUACAAGGAAAGCUUUUUGCCCCUCUGCGCGUGGCAAGCCGGCAGUGUGUGUGGAUUCGGAGUUCAACUUGUGGAUCGGAAACGAUGGUGACCAUGAGCUUUCCUUGGAGGCUUCUGAAAUCUGUGGCUUUAACGUUGGCUCAUUCGAAGAAAAGAUUGUGUCAGGCAUGGGCGAGAAUGAAAUGACCGGACUUCCCUUUCGCAUUGCGAACGACCUUGCCAUGGUGGCAUAUGAAAAGAAACCAAUGCCACUGUCGAAGCUUUUUCAUCAAAUCAUUACAGUGAAUGGCAUUGCGACCUUCGAACUUGCAAAUCACGAGAUCAUUCAGAAGACCUAUCAGGUUGUGGAGGGGCAGGACGCCCUGCCAGUGCCCUAUCGCUACACCGUCACCGUGGCGCGGGCCGGUAAAUGUAACGUCUUCAACCCAAACGCUUUGAAAGCUGGAGAGAACCCCAAGCACGGAUCGAUCGGCGCAGCGUAUGUGAACCACAUGGACAAGUUACCCAAAUGCAAGUCUGCCACAGUGGUAUGGGAGGUAUCUUGCAUUCAAUUUUGA
Molecule: messenger RNA, 2112 nt
Organism: Durusdinium trenchii
Lineage: Eukaryota; Dinophyceae; Suessiales; Symbiodiniaceae
Source: the annotation of a GenBank genome assembly